AGUGUUUUCAAGUAGAUUCAAUCAGUUUAAGCCCCGCGGGAGCAUUCGAACACACUGUUAAACCUAAUGAUGUUGCGUUCUUAAGAACUGUUAGGGGCAGCUUGAAAUUGAAUUGAACUGCGAGGAGGAUAUUGUUAUCCUGUAUGGAGGUCAGAUGGAUUUCUCCAAAACUCUUCGGGUAAAUGCUUUCGAAGAUAUACUUUAACAACAUACUAUUUGCAUCAUCUGCCAAGUUCACAUUCGUCAUCUAAUUAUUAGGUUGUCUACGGAAAAAAAUACAGGAAAUCUAAUCUCUACUCAAAAUUCUGGAGCUUCACCGUGUUACGGCAAGUUUAAUCCAAAACAGGAAUUACGAGAAUAUGAUGAAGCGGUACCCACUGCGGUUCCAAAGCCAUGCAGUGUGGAACCCGAGUCAACGAAAGGAUUCCUCAACGGACUCCAGUGAUGAGGAAGAGGAAGGCAGGGGUGCUCCCUCGCACCCUUUCACUGACAAAGAUUCCGGGAGCGAAACAGAGUCGGACAGUUCUCAGUCGGAAUCGGAGCCCAAGAUGCCCGACGGGAGAGCAAGGUUUAUAAGCUUGGCCAGGAGAGUCCGUGAGAACUCGCUUCUUAAGUUAGUGAACUUCAAGUCACCUGAUAUAGAGAAAGCCAAACGUCUCCUCGCGAACCUCACCCCGGAACAGAUCUCAAAUGAGAUAGCCACCAAAGAUGGGAGGGGUAACAGUAUUAUCCACUAUGCCUGUAUGAAGGUCUUAAUACCUUGGGUUGAGAUGCUCAUCCAUCAUGGGGCAGAUCUUAAUGUGAGGGGAGCAGGAGGGAAGAGACCGAUACACCUUGCCGUCAGAGACGAAGUUCGGCUAGGGCAGAGAAGGGAUCAAGCUCAGUUGGUCAACCUGUUGGUUGCUAAUGAGGUACAGGUGAAUGUCAAGGACAAUCAAGGUCAGACUCCUCUCCAGGUAGCAUGUAAAUUUGACGGUCAGAAGAUGUUGGUCAGAGCUCUACUCUCACAUCCGAAGAUUCUCGUGGAUCAACCAGUCAAGUUCGGAGGAGUCAAUUCAACCCUUCUAAAUAUCCUCUGCCACUACGGACAGUUUGAGAGCGCCCUCUUGCUUCUGAAGCAUGGAGCCACGCCACUCACUGUCAACGCCGCCAAGAACACCCCCCUCUACAUAAUCCUGAAGAAAGGCAACGUAGAGUACGCUCAGCGGUUCCUUUCGGACUGUCAGCGUAAAGGAUAUGAUAUGCAGAAGAUAUUGUUAGCUAAGAACAUCUAUCAGAAGACGGUUCUGCACGAGGUUAUCAAGACAGGUAGUGAGAAGCUAAUCAAAUACUGUAUGCUACAUGUAAGUCCACAGAAUCAGGAAGAUGGUGCCUCUGUCAAUUAUCUGCUCCACGUCAAGUCUCGCUACGGAUCUACCAUCAUGCACACGGCCUGCAAACAGGGACACCUUGAUAUCCUCCAUAUGCUCCACGACCUUUGCCCUCCACUCCUCUACACGAAGAACUCAAAAGGAUUGACCCCGUUGCACUAUGCCUGCAGGGGAAAUCAUGCCGAAGUCACAGAAGAAAUAUGCAUUAUGUAUCAAAGACAUGACAUGGUGGUGAAACUUAAUUUAAAGGACUACGAAGAUGACGGGUCUCCAUCUCUGCUGAAGUUCACUGCUUUGAAAGGAUCUAGCGAUAGCCUGGUUGUCCUUCUCAAACACAUCAAUGAUUCGUCCAUCCUGAUUGAACUCACCAAAUGGAUCUCGGUCGAAAAAAAUCUUUCUUUGGUGCUUCAGGAAUUGCUGAACCGGUUUGAUGACCUCAGUAUCGGAUGUGAAUCUAUGGAGAUGGAGAAGAGUAUCCUUCGCUGUGCAGAAAAGGGACAGACAGAGAGUCUGUUGGAGUUUGCAUCAAGGUACAGGCGUUCUCUCCAUCUGAAAGAUCCCAAAAGCAACAGUAUCAUGCACCUCAUUGCCCUAGGGGGCCAUUUAGACACUGCAAAAGCUAUCCUGAAGAUCAUGGAUGAGGAUGAUAUCAGACUCUGUGAAAAGAAUAGUUCAGGACAAACACCGCUUCAUCUUUCCAUCAAAGGAGGUCAUAAACUAACCACCAAGCUUUUCCUAAAGACUGACAAGUCACUUGUGACGAUCCAGGACAACAACGAAAUGACCCCAUUGAUGUAUGCUUGUAAAGUAGGGAAUGUUCUAAUUGUGGAGAUGCUACUUGAGCAGGGUCAGGAUCAAAUCAAGUUCUUUGAGUGUGACAUGAAGGGGAGGAAUUGCUUGGACCAUGCGAUCCGAAAUGGUCAUGAAAUGGUUGCUGUAACUCUGUUAUCACAAGAGAAAUGGCGGGAUCUGAUGACUCACUCUACUGGCAAAGGAGCAAACAAAACUACCCCCAUGAGGGAACUCAUCACAACUAUGCCGGGUGUGUGCCGUUUUGUCCUUGAUAAAUGCAUCACAAAAGUGACUGAUGAAAACACGGACGACACAACAUCGGAAAAGAUCAAAGUCGACUAUGAACUUCUUGAAGACUGGUUUUCGGAUUGGAUGCAAAGCUCGCCGACCUCAGGCUUAUUUACCCCUGCCUGUGACCUUAGGCGUGGAACUGGAGGUGACCUUCAAAACUCUGAAGAACAUCAUCCCUCUUACUUUGACCCAUGCUCAUCAUCACCUUCCACCUUGAGCGAGAUGACCCUCAUGUUUGAAAAGAACUCCAAUUUCUACAGUGAUGGGAGAUUGAAAGAGAACGCCGUAAUAUAUGUGACCGACCCCGUCUACAGAUCUCAGAAUCAUCCAUUAAGGCUCAUGAUCCAGAAUGACGAUAGUAAAAUGCUCCUGAAUCACCCAGUCGUGCGCCUGAUGUUUCGCUACAAGUACAACUCAACGCGGCUCAAAUACUGGAUCAGUUUGUUCCUCCGGUUGACCUUGGUGAUCCUGGUUACCGGACAUAGCUUGGUCAUUCCUCCGUCGUUCUACAUAGAAACAAACGAAGAUGGCACCAACUAUACGUGGUUAGCUGAUGGGCGCACCAAGUGGCUCGACAACAUGAAUCCGUCGGCUCUUGUUUUCUUUGGUCAAAUCGGUACCUGGAUCAUCAUCGGGCUCACCCUCAUCUACUUCAUAGAAUUAACUUACCGUGUGUGGAUCCACAGACAAUCAAAGUUGGACUCCAUCCGUGGAUUAGCCAGCAUUGUUCGAGAGAUGGCCCUUCUUACUUUCAUCAUCCUCUUCGUCAUACCUGGCCUUGGUGAAUGGACAUAUGCCCAUGGGGUCAUGUUCAAACCGGAUUGGCAAUGGCAGCUGGGUGCAUUCGCAGUGUUUCUGACCUGGUUCAAUUUUAUCAUUUUCCUGCAGACCACCCCAUUGGUUGGUUUAUAUAUCUUCAUGUUCCUCGAGGUUCUAUCAACCAUUCUGAAGUUCAUCUCUGUGGUUGGUAUUUUCAUCUUUGCCUUUGCUGUUGUUUUCUGCAUUCUUCUCUUGAACCAGGAUGCUUUCCACACAAUGGGGAACUCCAUAGCCAUAAUACUGAGUAUGGCUACAGGAGAGCUCAACUUUGACACGGUCUUUCAUUCCCUGGACUACCUGUACCAGCCUGUGGCUUCCAUCGACUUUACAAACAUAGUCUUCUACCCAGCCUCUACACACAUCAUCUUUUUCUUAUUUAUUAUCUUCAUGCCCAUACUCGUCACGAACCUGCUGACUGCUUUAGCUGUGUACGACGUUGAGAUUAUCCAGAAGAAGGCCAACAUGUACAAACGCACGCUGGAGGCCAAAGGGAUCCUGGAUGUGCAGGACAACUCGGUGAUCUUGCUUUGGAAGCACAGUGUCCUACGAGACGAGGUGAAGAGCAUCCGAACUGAGAUCUCACCCAUGCACAAGCUGUACUACAAAGCCAUUGGUUAUAAAGAGAUCCACGAUCAGCUCGUCGCCUUCCUUGAAGAACUGGAGAAAACGGGAAGUGUGCAGUUCACAAAAACACCGGAGAAGAAGAUCGAAGACAUGGCCGAAAAUAUCAGCGAUAUAAGGAACAAACUGAUAAUGCUCUCCGAGAAUGCAAUAGACUGGAAGAUAGAACAACUGGAGACCAUGAACAGCAUGCAGGAACUAAAGCAUCAGAUGCAGUCGCUUCAGGAUAAGAUAGAUAGCAAGAUAGAGUAAAAGGUGUCCACCCCUUGUCACAAUAGAGUACUGAAAUGAUGAAAUCAACAUGACAUCAACAAUUUUUUGGGGGGAAUUUUAGCAUUUUCGAUACCAUAUUUCAAAAGACCAUGAUGAAAUACUUGUACAAUGCAAAUUUGGUGGUAAUCGGUCUAUGGGGUUUUAAAUAAGACCUCAUGAAUACAUAUAUGUAAUUAGUCCCAUUGAAGUCAAUGUAUUAUUGGCGUGGUUCUAAAUGUUAGGAUUCAGGCCAAUAUUAAUAUAUUGACUUCAAUGGGGCUAAUUACGUAUUCAUAUCUAAGGCCCGCAUGGACCGAUUCCCACCAAAUUUGGGUUGUAGAGGUACAUUAAUUUCAUUAUGCUUAACCGAACAUUAUAUCAAAAUA
Lytechinus variegatus (green sea urchin) is the source of this 4531-nucleotide messenger RNA. RefSeq names its product transient receptor potential cation channel subfamily A member 1 homolog. Gene Ontology annotation, biological process: monoatomic ion transport; transmembrane transport. The record is from RefSeq and is a predicted model, not a curated record. Gene Ontology annotation, molecular function: protein binding; monoatomic ion channel activity. Bases 360 to 4145 code for a protein of 1261 amino acids. NCBI's taxonomy places the organism in Eukaryota, Metazoa, Echinodermata, Echinoidea, Temnopleuroida, Toxopneustidae. Gene Ontology annotation, cellular component: membrane. The transcript has 25 exons.